Funneliformis geosporum is the source of this 902-nucleotide messenger RNA. Lineage: Eukaryota; Fungi; Glomeromycota; Glomeromycetes; Glomerales; Glomeraceae. The record is from the annotation of a GenBank genome assembly.
ACUCACAUGAAAUUCCUCCUAACCCACUUGCGUCUCAGUAUACCCCUCUUCCUACCGUAUACGGAGAUUGUGUUGGGAUUGCAUCGCAACCUAGCAGCCAUAUCACCGAGGGACAACCCCAAUCCUAUCCAUUCCACUAUCUUCCCCCUAUGAUCAUCCAACUUGGAGGGUAUGGUUAUGGGUUCGAAUCCCAUUGGCCCUAUUUUCUGAUAAUUGGUAUUCAUAUUACUCGUAUAGUUGCAAAUAAAGCUAAGGAACAAUACCGUAUUAGAAUACCAAUAAGGGAGGUUCCUAAAGUACAACAGCUGAGGGUCCUAGGGCGGUGUAGUUUGUCACCAGCUCUCCUUAUGGCUUCUAUUUCUUCGGCCCGGCCUAGUCCAGGGGCCGGUCCUCAACGAGGGCAUCUACCUCGGCCGAGAGCUGUUGCCUACCUAGCACCUUUAGCUCAAUCGGAUAGAGCGUCGGUCUUCGAAACCGCCUUGGCCUGUGACCGCCGGGGCCCUCCCCCGACCGACCAAAAAACCUACUCAUUGGUAGGGCUCGGGCUAAGCCCUCAAAAUACAACACCCGGGACACCAGGAGCCCUAGGCCUCGGGGGGAAUCCAAGAGCAGCACACUGCUAUAUGUUCCAAAGCACUGCUAUUAAUGAAACUAUGGUUGAACCUUCUGUUUUCUACGCUAAUACGGUAAACUUUCCUUAUAAUUUGUUUGAUUUCUUUCUAAGGUCUUACAAACCUCAUUGGGAAGCUAGAGUUCACAUUAGUGAUCUCCGUUUAACUUAUGACCCAGGAGGAAAGAUGGCUGCUUGUUUUGCCCGUGGAGUAACCUUUAUGAAGACCAAACCAAAGAGACUAGAAAAUUCCUCUGAGGGAUCAUUAAGGGAUAGUUCUACCGAGGGGUAA